AUAAUCAAUGGAUAAAGUGGGGAAAAUGUGGAAUAACUUCAAAUACAGGUGUCAGAAUCUCUUCGGUCAUGAGGGAGGAAGCCGUAGUGAAAAUGUGGACAUGAACUCCAACAGAUGUUUGUCUGUCAGAGAGAAAAACAUCGGCAUAGGAGACUCAACUCCUCAGCAACAAAGCAGUCCCUUAAGAGAAAAUGUUGCCUUACAACUGGGAUUAAGCCCUUCAAAGAAUUCUUCAAGGAGAAAUCAAAAUUGUGCCACAGAAAUCCCUCAAAUUGUUGAAAUAAGCAUCGAAAAGGAUAAUGAUUCUUGUGUUACCCCAGGAACAAGACUUGCACGAAGAGAUUCCUACUCUCGACAUGCUCCAUGGGGUGGGAAGAAAAAACAUUCCUGUUCUACAAAGACCCAGAGUUCAUUGGAUGCUGAUAAGAAGUUUGGUAGAACUCGAAGUGGACUUCAAAGGAGAGAGAGGCGCUACGGCGUAAGUUCCGUACACGACAUGGACAGUGUUUCCAGCAGAACUGUAGGAAGUCGCUCUCUGAGACAGAGGUUGCAGGAUACUGUGGGCUUGUGUUUUCCCAUGAGAACUUACAGCAAGCAGUCAAAGCCUCUUUUUUCCAAUAAAAGAAAAAUCCAUCUGUCUGAAUUAAUGCUUGAGAAAUGCCCAUUUCCUGCUGGCUCAGAUUUAGCCCAAAAAUGGCAUUUGAUUAAACAGCAUACAGCUCCUGUGAGCCCACAUUCAACAUUUUUUGAUACAUUUGAUCCAUCUUUGGUUUCUACAGAAGAUGAAGAAGAUAGGCUUAGAGAGAGAAGGCGGCUUAGUAUUGAAGAAGGGGUUGAUCCCCCUCCCAAUGCACAAAUACAUACAUUUGAAGCUACUGCACAGGUUAAUCCAUUAUAUAAACUGGGACCAAAGUUAGCUCCUGGAAUGACUGAAAUAAGUGGGGACAGUUCUGCAAUUCCACAAGCUAAUUGUGACUCGGAAGAGGAUACAACCACCCUGUGUUUGCAGUCACGGAGGCAGAAGCAGCGUCAGAUAUCUGGAGACAGCCAUACCCAUGUUAGCAGACAGGGAGCUUGGAAAGUCCACACACAGAUUGAUUACAUACACUGCCUCGUGCCUGAUUUGCUUCAAAUUACAGGGAAUCCCUGUUACUGGGGAGUGAUGGACCGUUAUGAAGCAGAAGCCCUUCUCGAAGGGAAACCUGAAGGCACGUUUUUGCUCAGGGACUCUGCGCAAGAGGACUACCUCUUCUCUGUGAGCUUCCGCCGCUACAACAGAUCCCUGCAUGCCCGAAUUGAGCAGUGGAAUCACAACUUUAGUUUCGAUGCCCAUGACCCCUGUGUAUUUCACUCCUCCACUGUAACAGGACUUUUAGAACAUUAUAAAGAUCCCAGUUCGUGCAUGUUUUUUGAACCAUUGCUUACUAUAUCACUAAAUAGGACUUUUCCUUUUAGCCUGCAGUAUAUCUGUCGCGCGGUAAUCUGCAGGUGCACUACAUAUGAUGGAAUUGAUGGGCUCCCUCUACCCUCAAUGUUACAGGAUUUUUUAAAAGAGUAUCAUUAUAAACAAAAAGUUAGAGUUCGCUGGUUAGAACGAGAACCAGUCAAGGCAAAGUAAACUUUCCGGUCCCCAAAGGGUGUUAACUAGGUCCGCUUUCAUGUGCAUCAGACAGUACACCUAUAGCAAGCACACGUAGCAGUGUUAGGCUUUUUCAUACAGUAUGUAAGCUUAGUGUUAGUAUCUGUCAGAUGCGACCUGCUGUUACUUAUUCAGAUAAAUAUGGUGCCUAUUGGAACACCAGAGGAUAGAGCUACAGGUGUUAAGUAAGACUACAAAAACAUUUUGCCGAUUUCGCUAACAGUUUGGUUUUUAAUGGCUGUAGUAUUUGAGUGAGGCAACUCUGGGGCAUUUGUUAUGAAGAAUUCUAUUUCUUACUGAAGAACAAAUUAUUAAUAUUGGAUGAGUAUUUCAACAGUGUGACUAAUGUUUGAAAUUAUUUUUUCUAAGAGUUUUUCUAUAACCUUCCAAAAAUAGUGAUGUUUGUAGUUACUAUAAAUCAAGCUUUGGAAGUCCAGAAAGAAUAAAAGACUGCCUUCCUUUUAGAAAAAAAUGCAAUUUUCUGGCCACAAGGGCAUAGUGCAGUUCACUUACGUGUUGAUGUAGUUUAUAAUCAGACGCCUUUUCUCUUCUGCAAAAGGUACUGUUAAGUAAACCAGAUUUUCUAAAUAGUCAUUCUUAAAAUUUCAGACUUACAAAGCUAGUAGUAGAAUUUUAUUGAAAGGCCCUAGGUAUUAAUUUUUUAAAUGAGUGCUUUAACUUAAAACAGGCGUUUGGAAUAGCUGCUGCAAUGUAGUCUUGCGUGUGAUUUUUUUUAAGUUGAUGUGCAGUCUAAUUGUUGUUUCCUAAAAGUUGGAUCUGUUCCUAUGCCCAGGAUGAUUUUGUGAACCAUGAAGUACAUGACACUAGAAGAUGCCCAAACAAGUCAGAUAAUAGUAACUACAGUGGUUGCUGAUGUUGAGAUAUUGUUGAACUGUAAUUAAUAAUUUGGAUGGCAGAAUUUGUCUCUUUUUUGUAAACUCUCAUAGCUGAAUUGCUUAAGUAUAAUUUAUAGAAUUUCAGUGCAGUUAAUUCUUAAUGGAAAAUCUGAAACCUAAAUUGCAGAUUUAAAAGGUACUGUACAACCAUUAUAUCUGUAAAUAACUUUACUUAGCACCUUUUUGUCACUUAGAAUAAUAUGUACUACUACUUGAGUGAGCUCUUUUGGAAGUUAUAUCAAGUUCUAGUGUUUGCUUCUUAGUAACUGAACUGAAUUUACAGUUCUGUCCUAGACAUUUUGCACUACAGUAGCCGAAUCCAUUCUUGUGUCUUUUUGUUAAUGUGCUCUGUACCACUGGUGAGUGCUCCAUAGUUUCCUUACCUGCUGCUACAGAAUGUUAUUUUACAUCCCUAUGGCUAUUGCCAAGGCUACAAAAAAGAAGAGCUAUAUUUGUAUGCAACACUAACCCUUUGACUGCUAAUGUAUGUUUCUGCUUGCUGUGCCUUGUUAUGGCUGCUUUUUUUGUGCUAAUAAAGUAUGUUUGGUGUUCUCCUUGUAUAUCUGCUGUUUUAUACAUUUGCAACAAUUUCUCUUGUAAAUGGAAUGGUUUGGGGUUUUUAAAUAAGCAUUAACUAACAACCUUUUCAUAGUUAAUGCAGACUUACUGUACAGUCUAAUAUUGACUUAUCAAAAUAAGCUAACUCUAAAUUUAAUGCUCUACAUCUUAUCAGUCAUAAUUAUAUAUACUGUGGAGCAGUAUAGUUACUGCAAAUUACUGUACAGUUUAGGUUAUAACAGAAAACUGACAGAGAAGUAAUAAAUCUUUUGAUUUCUCUGCUUAUAAGUGAAAGAUUGAAACUAUCCAAUGACAUAUUAUAGUAAAUGAGUAUCUGUAACCUCCCACUGCAUCAGAAGCAGGUUAAAUGAAGUCUUGUGAAUUUGUAAUACAUCAGUACCAUUUAUUGGUUUGGGGACCAUCUUAAUUAAAAAUAAAUGCCCAAAAUGUAGAACUUUAACCAAAGACUUGUCCAUUUUAAAGCAAAAUGGGGAUUGAAGGGACUUAGAAUUUCUGUUGUUUCUAAUUAAAGUCCCUGAAGAUCAUAUACCAAAGUGUUUGAGAACUUCAUCCAAACCUACUUUAAAGCAUUAUGUGCAAUUAAGUUGUUAUGACAUAAUUAUAUCGCAUAAUUGUUGGGUCUGUUUUCUUGAGCUUAUAAUGUACCUGGAAAAUAAACCUCUUGAGAAACAAAAAGUUCAUACUGAUUAUUGGAAAAGGACUAUAUAUGUGAGCAAGAUUGUGUUUUAGAGAGGAAACUUGAAACUCCAAGAAAGCACUUGAUGUUUUUAUAUGCUUGUAGCAAAUUGAUGUUCUAACUGUAGUUUUAUAGAAAGUAUUAAUGCUUUUAUGUAUUUCAAAACUUUCAUAUGUUAAAUGGAAAUUGUUUUAAAUGUGUUUGAGUUUAUGUAAGCAUGUAUACACUGUGCUAAAAGUCACUUAUGUUUCAGUUUGUGUAUAAUAAUAUGCAAUUUUUGGUUUAAAUUUUUUUCUUAAAAUAUUAGUGGCUUACAUUUUCAAAAACAAAAAUCACCAGCAUGAACUUGCA
Molecule: messenger RNA, 4141 nt
Organism: Mandrillus leucophaeus (drill)
Lineage: Eukaryota; Metazoa; Chordata; Mammalia; Primates; Cercopithecidae
Gene: SOCS5
Product: suppressor of cytokine signaling 5
Exons: 1
Coding region: 8-1618 (536 amino acids)
Biological process (GO): positive regulation of proteasomal ubiquitin-dependent protein catabolic process; cell surface receptor signaling pathway via JAK-STAT; phosphatidylinositol phosphate biosynthetic process
Cellular component (GO): phosphatidylinositol 3-kinase complex
Molecular function (GO): 1-phosphatidylinositol-3-kinase regulator activity
Source: RefSeq, a predicted model, not a curated record